Marchantia polymorpha subsp. ruderalis is the source of this 598-nucleotide messenger RNA. The record is from the annotation of a GenBank genome assembly. Lineage: Eukaryota; Viridiplantae; Streptophyta; Marchantiopsida; Marchantiales; Marchantiaceae.
AUGAAGAGAAUCACCAGUUCUACUCUUUUCCUUUGGCCCUCCUUCUGGGAAUGUACUGCCUUCGAUUCGUAUUCUCGAAGGAAGUUUCCAUGCGUUUUAAUAUUUCUUCAUGUGAGACAUGCAGUCGAGAAGUGUGCGUGCUGUAAAGGGCAUUUUUCAUUCCUUGCAGAAGCGAAGCUGUGGAAGAUGCCGAGUGUGUGCCGUGGAGAAUGCCAUAUGCUCCCGAGCACCGUCGGGCUUCAGUAUGAUGACGAAGAACUCCGCGGAACAAGUGAAAAGUGCAAUGAACCGUUGCAUCUCGAUGGCAUAUGGAUAGGAUCAAGCGAAUGUAGAAGUAUGUAGUGGUGAGAAUAUGGCAAUUGUUCUCUUUCACUCUCUCUCGCUCGCUCGCUCGAACGAUGGCUGUAGACAGUAGUCAGUCGGGGGAAGAACAAAGUGGGGAAUGAUGUACACUGCCUGGCCCCACCCUCAUUUGGUUCUGAAAGUGCGGUUCAGCGUCCUUUAAUAAUUAUUCCCACGGGGAGUUGAACUUGUGAAAGUACGUCACUCUGGACUCUGGACCGUGAAUCGAUGAGAACAAGGCAACUGGAUGGAGGCU